Messenger RNA from Liolophura sinensis, 3560 nucleotides. RefSeq names its product protein Hook homolog 3-like. NCBI's taxonomy places the organism in Eukaryota, Metazoa, Mollusca, Polyplacophora, Chitonida, Chitonidae. Gene Ontology annotation, cellular component: centrosome; cytoplasm. The record is from RefSeq and is a predicted model, not a curated record. Gene Ontology annotation, molecular function: microtubule binding; dynein light intermediate chain binding. Gene Ontology annotation, biological process: cytoplasmic microtubule organization; cytoskeleton-dependent intracellular transport.
UUUGGCCGACAGCUCCAAAUCGGAAUCGCACGGCUUCCAGUUCCAUCAUGGAUCGAGAGCAUCUGUGCGACAGCCUUAUUAAAUGGCUGGAAACCUUCUCUUUGUCCCGUCCUCAUCACACAGCGGAAGAGCUGAGCACAGGAGCAGCAAUGGCCGAGCUUUUACACCAAAUAGCUCCAAACUUUUUCCAUGACCAAUGGCUAUCAAAGAUUAAGUCUGAAGAUGUCACCAACUGGAGAUUAAAAGUUAGCAACUUAAAGAAGGUUUUAAAAGGCAUUAUGGACUACUACUCAGAUAACCUUGGAUUACAUAUCCAAGAUUUUCCAAUGCCAGAUGUUAGUGCAAUAGGUGAAUGUGGUGACAAGGGGGAGCUUGGACGGUUGUUACAGUUGAUAUUGGGCUGUGCGGUGAACUGUGAUGAUAAGCAGGAGUACAUUCAGAGAAUCAUGGCCAUGGAGGAGUCAGUCCAGCAUGUGGUCAUGAAUGCUAUACAGGAGUUAAUGACAAAGGAAACUAGUACACCUACUGAUGGGGUUACAGAAAUGGCUGAACAGCUGAAGAAAACACAGGAUCUUUUGACAUCUGCUCUAGAAGAGAAGGAAGAACUGACUCAGCGGUGUCACGAACUAGACAUGCAGGUUGCUGUUCUCCUGGAAGAGAAGACAACUCUUGUUGGAGAGGCAGAGAAGUUACAAGACAGAGUUAACCAGACUGAGACGUUAGAUGACCCUAGCACCCCAGCUGGGAGACGAUACCAGCAGUUACAAACUCAGGUAGAGCAGCAGCAAGAAGAAUUGUACAGGUUAGAAGCUGGUAAAGAAGAUUACAGGGCCAAGUGUGAAAUUUUGGAAAAGAAAACUACAGAAUUACAACAGAAGGUUACACAGUUAUCUGCCCUUGCUGAACAAACGCAGGCGUUAAAAGACGAAUUAGAUAUUUACAAACACUCUUCAGAACAAGUGGCUCAGUACGAAGCCACUAUCCAGUCAUACAAAAAGAAACUAGUUGAACUCAGUGAUGUUAAAGGCCAGGUGAAGAUUCUACAGGAACAGAAUACAAAUUACAUGCAGCAAAACAUGGUGCUAGAAGAGGAGAAUAAGAAGACCGGUCCAAUAAAGCAGCAGUUGGAAAUGUACAAGCGUCAGAUGCAUGAACUGCAAACGAAGCUGUCGGAGGAAACAAAACGAGCGGACAAAGGAGAGUUUGAAAACAAACGAUGGCAGGAAAAAAUGGCCACUCUGCAAAAAGAAAAAGAGAGGAUAAUGGCUGAGCGGGACUCUCUGCGGGAGAUGAAUGAGGAAUUGAAAUGCACACAGUUUGCUCACGGAGGCACAGAAUUUGGAGACACUGGAGAAAGUCUGUCCACGUCAGCGGAGAUACUGGAAUUGGUGAAUUUACAUCCUGCUGUCAAAGAGAAGCUGCUGCGGCUGGAACAUGAGAACAAACUGAUGAGGCUCAGUAAAGGGGAAGAAGAACAAUCCCAAGUGUUACAGUCCAUGCUGGAUGAUGCCAAUUCCAGGAAGAACGAACUGGAAACAGACAUCAGGUUAGCAAACCAAAGAAUCCUCACACUAGAAGCCCAGCUGGAAGACUUCCACGAGAAACAAACUGUAACAAUGUCAAGCACAGAAACGAUUGAACUUAAGAAGAAGCUGCAUGAGACGACACAAAAGCUGGCUGAAGCAGAGAGCAAGCUGGCCACAAGUAACACACAGCUGACCGAAUUACAAGCUAGUGUGGAGUCGGGACGAGAAAAGACACAGCAGCUGGAGGAAAAGCUGCAGAAGAAAGAGGACAGUAUGAGAGCUAUGGAGGAGAGGUAUAAACGCUACCUGGAAAAAGCUAAAAGUGUUAUUCACACACUGGGACCCAAGCCAGGGCAGGUCACUGAGAUCAGUUCUCUGAAGUCACAGCUGGCAGAAAAAGACAGAAAACUGGAGAAGUUAAAUAAGGAGUACGAGAGAACACGCACAAUGAAAGAGCAGGAGGAAAAACUUAUAGUGACAGCCUGGAACAAUAUGGGUAUGCAGUUACACCGCAAGGCAGCAGAGGAACGGUUAGCCAAUGGCGGCGCCGGCCAGUCAUUUUUAGCGCGUCAGCGCCAGGCGCACACAAGGAAAGGACAGACGUAUUCUACCCUUCAAAAUAACAAUGCCGCCAGAUGAGCAGCAGAGGUCCUUUAGAGAGGACCAAAUUAUUUAAUUUCUAAUUUUACUGCCUUGAUAUCUUGAUAUGAACUGCAUUUACAUAUCCAUCAUGGUAUGGAGAAGGUUUAUUCACUGAUUCUUGAAUAUCUGAAGCAGUGACCUUAGAGUUAGAAUUUCUGAAAUAUUUAGGCCUGGCUAGGAGACAACACCUGUAAAAGGAUCAAAGGUCAGGCUACAUUCGGUGUACAAAAAUACUUGCCAGUCUUUGUAUUUCUGUUGAAAAUUUUGAACUUCACUGUCAGAAAAAGUAUUUAUUUUACAGGAGGAUGAAGGAAGAAUAUUUUACUCUGUAAGUUCAGCAAUGGAUGCCUUUGAAAAGUCACAAAAAUUUAAAAGCGAUUCAUUCGGUUGUUCAGGAGCAAAGGAGACUGCGUUUUCUGAAAUUGCUGGAGAUGAAGAAAGUCUGUUCUGAACAAACUAUAUGCAGCAUUUUACGUCGAAGGAUGAUGUCUGAACACAUAUGGUUAAACGAAACCCUGACGUGUAAACUCAGAGCUGUGCAUAAAAUUUUCUGACAUCAAAGGAAAGAUUUGACCUGUUCAUCACUCUGCUAUCCUCACGUGCUAUGUUCUGUUUCUGAAUGAAAACCAUGUGCUUCUGGAAGAAGAGUGCAUUUAUGGAGGGUGAAAUACAUAGCUGGUUAUUUUACAUGUGGAUUAAAUUUUUGUUCCCGUUCGCUAAUAUAAAUUUCUCUCCCAGCACGCCCAUCACCCCUACAGAGUCUUUAGAAGUAGACAAGGGAAGUCAAGUCCAAUGCAUUUACCGGUACCAAUGUCAUACUCACUAGAUGUUCCUCUACGCAGGGACGUAUGGAUGCGUGAUUUGUACUAUAUUCAUGCAUGAUUUGUACUACAUUCAGGCGUGAUUUGUACUGCAUUCAGGUGUGAUUUGCACUAUAUACUGUAUUCUUGACGCUGACAGUACUCUUUACGAGGAUGUAUGCCAGCUGUCAUUUCCUGACAGCUUUCAAAAGAAACAGCCAAGAUUUUGGCUGCGAUUAAUAGGACGUCAGGGGCCAGUUUCACAAAGAUAUCGUAUGUGUAAAAUAGUCACACAUGUAGGACUUGGUACGGUAAUAGUGACAUACAAAAUAUCGUACGAUAAAAAAACUUGUCGUACACCACUUAGGGAACGUGGGUGCAGUCCUGCAUGUAUAGCUGCCCUGCAGUGUUUGUUUUGUUAUGUUUUUUUUUUUUUUUUUUGCUGUGCUAAAGUUGCGGUUUAUAUUGAUGAGUUAAUUUGCAGGCACUUGGUUUAUACACAUGCAAUGGGUCCAGCAUGUAUAUGUUUUGUGAAGGUGUGUUAGCACAAAGCUCUGCAGGCAUAGGCUUUGUACAGGGGUGUUGACACAAA